UUCACGUCGUAUUCGUUUGAAAAAAAAAAAAGGUAACAAAACGUGGAAAGUAAAAAAGCGGGAUUGAAUGAAAGUGCUUUCAAAAUCUUUAAACUAUAUCUGGGGAUCUUGUGGUGUCUUAGGCUUGUGAACCGUCUGUGGGGCCGAACGCUGACUUUGAAAAUCGAUUUUGCAUCUCUCUUUUAUUCCAAUGUUGCGAGAGUGAAAGAGAAGAGAUCAUUUUCGAUAUUUCAUGUUCGCGAUAGCCCCCUGUUCUAAUGUGGCGUCUUCAUGUUUUUCCCUAUUGUCAUCAUCAGCUAAUUGGGAUCGUGUCUUGUUAUCCUUGUCUGUCUUCGUACAUUCUCUGUUUGUAUCUAUUUAUGUCCUUCGUUUCAUCCUCAAGUAUAGUCGUUAUUGUGUUUAUGUCUCAUAUAUUGGUGAUUCUAUGAUUUAAAUUGCUCGUUUUUAUUAAUAACCUUGUCCAUUUUAGUGUUGUCCAUAUGUAUAUCGUCAUCGCGUUAUCGUGUCUUAUUUGAACUAAGCUAAUGACAUAUACUAAUAGUAUCUUUCAACGGAACUACAUGUCAUACUUAGUUCUAGAAAUGCUUGAAACAUCAAAAGGCUACCAAUCAAAAUAACCAAUAACGUAUCCUAUAACUCUCCUUGUGAAUUGGUUGUGUCCUGUGCCAUUAUUAAUUUAAUUUGCUUUAGUUAGGAGUCAGUCAAUUCAAUUUCACUUAUUCUUAACACCUAACAAAGUAUUUGUUCUACAAAUCACUAGUCCUUACUUAAUCGAAUUUGAAGUUGAGUUCAGUUCAGAAUCUUUUGGUAAUGAUCGUUAGUGCUUUGUAGAACUGGUCUGCACGCUUUUUAAUCUCAUUGCAGGUACUAAGCUAACACCGGAAGCUAUCGAAGCACUGUCCACUAACAAACGAUCCUUGCAUGACUAUUCCCGAAACAGCAACGUUAGUAAGAUCAUUCAGAAAUAUGAUGAUGAUAAAAAACAUCCCAAGUGCAAAGUCAGUCUCAAUAAUAGGCUAGGUAACGAAGCUAGGGCCAAUGUAGAUGAAGUCAAUGAUCACAAGGAACAUUAUGCUUUUAAAUCAAAUACGGCUGUACAUUUAGAUAUUGCGGAUGUCAACCAAGUCACUAAAGACCCUAUGGAUCUUGAUAGAAAGAGUAAUCAAGGCGAUCUAAGCAGUAGGUCCAGCCUAUAUUCCAUCCCAUCUAUAGAAUGGGACGGAAAAUUCAGGUCCGAUUACACCCUUCGAACCCAAUCCUUGCCUAGGAAAAGGGUCAAGUCCACGACCAAUUUGUUUAGAACCAGAUCCCAUAGCGGAUUCCUAAAUUCUUACAUCAGAGACCCGGAACCGAAUCAUUUCCACAUCCCUAAAUGGAGAUCUUGCGGUUCCAGAACUAACUCCUUCGUAUGGGAGCUUAACAAAGAAAGAAAACACCAGAAACCACAUUCAGUGUAUUUCUCAGUAGAUAACAUACACCAAGAAUGUCAAAAAGAAGAACUGCCUGACAUAGUUACGGUUAGAGAGACGAUAGUGCCCGUUUUCAAAGUAGCUGAAAUUCAGGAUGAGUUUGUUGAAAGCCAAGAGUUCAAUGAAGAUAACUAUCUGGCUGAUUUGAAUAGUUUUUCUUCAGAAAAUCAAACGGUUAUUGAAUCCGUUGAUCAAAACGAUGUCACUAUCACUGAAUCCAAAGUUGUUGAAGACAGUGUUCAAGUACAAAGAAACGAUUGCAUUGCUUCUAAAGCUGAUAUUGUCCAAGUAGAUUCGGAAAAUACACACGAUAAUCCGGAUACUAAUGAAGGCGAAUACCACAGCUUUUCAGAUGAAAUGGACUUCGAAGACGUUUACGAGAGUCCAGUCAAAGAUCUAGUUGAGAAGGACAUAAGGGAUUAUUCAGUGCCUAUUAAUUUCUAUUGUGAAGAUUACACAAAAAAAGAAAGCCCGAAAAAGUCGCCCAAGAAAAUUAUAGCGGUGAUCAAAGAUAAUUUGAUUCUAGAACCAAUACUAGAAGAAUCAAAAAGCUCUUAUGACGAAUCUGGUAGUUUCAAUAAUGAUACUACUAAUGUUAGAAAAUAUUCGGAUGCCGAAAAUGUGUUUACUGAAGCAAGUAAUGAAAUAAGCGCCUCUAAUAUGCCUACAUUUGAUGACCACGACGUUAAAAAUAACCAGUUCAAAGAAAUUAUAGAGAGAAACAUCGAACCCUCUAGUGAAGAAAGUAACAGAAGUAAAAAUGAAAAUAUUGACGGUGUUUUUGAAAUUCCUUGCGCAGAUAUUCCCGUGCAGCUAGAAAACGAAAUUCCAUACCAAGAAAAAGAAUUGUCUGCCCAAGAUGUGGCACAUAUAAAAAACGAAAUAUUUGCGAUGCCUGAUACAACAGAUGACAAUGUAUUCAAAAUUCCUAACGCCAUUCCGCCACGAAGCAUAAAAAAUGAAAUUGUUGACGACAUAAACCUUCGAAAGUCCGAUGACUACAGUAUUGCGUCUAGCACCGAACUAACGAGCUUCAAUUCCACCGCUGAAUUCGAAAAAUAUGAAGUCAUUGCUGAUAUUUUAGGCAAGAUCUUAAAUCGUAUCGAUGUACAAACAGAAAAUGACUACAUGGUCAACAUUCCUGAUUUUAAGAAAGAAAGUGAUGAUCUUCAUUUUGACUACAAAAAUCCGGCUAAAGAAAAUGAAUUGGAUGUGUCUGAUCAAUCAGACAAUGGUGAAGCAGAGAGCUUUUCUAUAACCAAAAUAAUUCAAGAAAUCGAAGGUACAGCAACUUUUAAUGAAUCCGUGUCAACUGAAAUCAGUGAAGCGGAUAGUCAGCCCCAUAAAAUAGCCGAAGCCAUUGUUUACUUCAUAUUCGAAAGUGCAUGCUCCGAGUGGAAAAAUAAAGAAAAGAGUAAAGCAAGGAUCGUUAAACGAGUUAUAACCGUUGUUGACUCCGAAGAUAUACUGUUUACUGCCGCAAGUCUGUGGCCGGAAACAAUUGAUUCAAAUGAAGAAUUAAAGGAAAUCGAUAACGAACCAGAAUCCGUAAAACAGACUUCAGAAGAGAUCCCUCACCAUAGCCCUGUCAGCACGGAACUGCGUACGCUUAAUAACGCAAAUCGUUUUGACAAGUUAAAAUUAGGGCCAGAAAUUAUUAAUGAGUUACUUGACAAAAUAGUGGUUGAGCCUGACCUUCAAGCUUUAGAUAAUCACAUGUCAAACACAAAAACCCUUUCAUGUACAGUGUCAAAUUUAAAAGAAUGUAAUAAAGACAUUAAUGAACCCGAAGCACAUCUAGUAAGCCUAAGAGAAGAUGCCAUAGACAAUCUUUUUCGGUAUUUAAGCGACGAAACGCAUCUAAAAUGUCAUGAAAACUUGAGAAAUAAUGAUAUGAAUGUGCAAGAAAAAAUACGGGUGAAUUUAGGUAUGCUACCUGUUAAUAGUAGCACCCAGCUACAAGAAGGAGGCGACAACGAUUAUGAAGGAUCAAUCUACGACAAUAUGAAUAAUAAUGUGGAGUUUAUCGAUCAUGAACAAGAAGAUAUACUCCUCGGAUAUGACCCUGAAAAUAUCAAUCAUUCCAACAUUAUUGAUAAUAUUGAAGACGCUGAACAAACGGGAGAAUUGCAAACUGAUGAUGAUAUUACACUAGCAUCUUCAAGGUUCGAUACUUUCAAUGAAAAUAUUGAAAUCGAUACAAAAAUGCGCGAUGAAAUCGAAGAUGACGAUAGAUCUCAUGUUGUUGAUGCAGAACUUUUAAAUCAGUUGUGUAAUAACGAUGGUAGUGAAUCUAUUGGCUCACAAAUAGUCUAUACAGUAUCAUCUGAUCAUAAAAUACCGUCUGAUGCUGAAUCAGAUGAAUAUGAUUACGAAGCUGAUGUUGUUAGUCAAAAAGUAGAAAAAAUGCAUGAUGAUAGUUCUCAUGACGACUUUCCCAAACCUGGAGAACGCGCAGAACCUUUUAAUGAAACUUUCGUAAUAGUUCCUGACGAAUCCUGCAGUUCUACGCUGGGAAGCCACAUGAACACAGCGUUUGUACAAGACGAUUACUUUAACAGUAUAUCCUCUUCACCAAAUACACAGAAAACUAAUUUCGAAUCGUGUACAGAAUCUCCAAUAGUGAACACCAGUAAUAGUACACUUUAUGAAAAAGAUGAUUCCAUUCUUGGUUCUCCUUUUGUCAAAAGAGCAUCCGUCAUUUCCAUGUCACAGACAGAACAUAGAGGAGGCGUCAAAUACUGGUUGUCAUUCGAUGAGAGCUUAACAGAAAUAGAUAGACAUAAAGACUCAUACAGACCUGUCAAAAAGUUUAAUGAAAACAAAAUACCAAGCUUUUUCAAAGUAGAUUUCGAUAGUGACCUUCACGACAGCUACGAAAGUAGUUUUAAAAGAUCUAGUGUACUUUUAGACGAUUGUAUUACUGAAGAAAACAUUGCCAUGGAAGAAAGCUUCAUAUCAGCUAAACCUAACUCGAACUACGACACUUGCGAUUCUGAUCUAUUAGAAAAUAUGCCUCAAAAAAUGCUUCUCUACAAGAACAAAAAUAUUUCUAGAUCAGAAUUACGUGAAACUAAUAAACGUCUUUAUUCCACAUGGCCUCCGUUUGAAGAUACGUUGUUUUAUAGAAUUAUUUCUAAGUUUAGGAUGUCUGAAAGUUUUGAUCCAAGCGACUUGGAUAAUGUGGAGAAAAUUAAUAUUACUCACUAGUAGUUAGUACUGAGAUUAUUAGAAAUACUUGUACAAGCAAAAAUGCUUCUUACAAAUUUUCAAUUAGAAUUUGAAAUAUCGUAAAAUGAUAUUAAUGAUAUGCAAGCCGACUGCAUGUAUUAUUGUAAUAUUUUAAGGUUAUUAAUUUAGGGUGUAAUAGUUUUAAAAAAGCACAGACUAAAUAAUGGCUUUUUACAGAAUAUUAAUUGUACGGUUUAAUAAAAUGAAUUGCUCCUUAUUUACUAACAAGUAGUAUAUACAUGAUUGAUCCAUCCACAAUCGACUCUGUGAUUUGCGCGCAAGAUGGUCUCGGGAGUAGUCACGCCUUUUUAAUGUUUACUAUGCAUGUUUUAUGUUCAAUGUUUUCAUGGUUUGUAUGUUUUUAGCUUAUUUAUGUAAAUUGUAAAUAAAUAGAACAAUUUCAUCAAAGGAAGUGGUUGUAAAUCCUAGGUGAUAGUAAUUAUGAUUUGGUACAGAAAAUGAUGAAAUCAUUCUAUUUAGUGCUAUUUUGUUUAUGAUUUUAUGUGGUAAUGUAUGGGAACUGAACGUUUGUUUUGUUAUUUUUUCUUUUACAGUAAGUACAUUGAGCUUGGCAAAUAUUCAAAAAUAUUGAAAUACGAAGUGCUUCGAUAUUUUUGUAUUUCCGUAAAACCACCCAACUAUAGUCCAAUACUGCAACUAUGGUCCACAAGUUCAAAAGGAAAUUAAGUAUCUAUACCAAUGUUCCUUGUGGUUUACUCCUAGUUUUACCUUCCAUUUAUAAACAUACUUUGCCUUAGAACUACAAAAAUAUAGUAAAAUACACAUCUGAACGAGAAAAAUUGAGUUUAUUUGUGGACCAUAGUUGGGAGCUUUGGACUAUAGUUGGGCGGUUUUACGGUUUGUACUUGGUUUAUAAUAAGUUUAUUGUGUUCCGCUAAGUUAUUGUUUUCUUGUAAAUAUGUCCCACUUUUAUUAAAAUGUGUUUAAUGCUUACGUGUUUGUUUUUACACUAAAUUUUAGCAGUAAUGUUUUGUCUCGAAAUGAAGCACCUGCGGUUACUUAUUUAAUAUUAGGCAGGGUUCAUUUCAAGUAAAAACAUUGCUCUUUUUAUAUUUCACUGCCUUUCCUUGUUUUUUUCUUUUUGUAAUAAGACUGUUGAGAUUACUCUUCAUACAAUGAAGGAGAAAUUUGGACUCCUCUCUGGGUUUAGAUAUAAUUUUCUUAUAAAUAAUCUUUAAGCCAUGACGCCGUACAAAUAAAUUUAUAAAAUUAUGAAUACUAGCUUAGCUAGCUUAUUUUUUAAAAGAUUUUAAUGUUUGCCGCAACACUUUAAAGCUAACUGGUUUCUAUUUUUAAAGCUAACAAUUAACGUAACGGUCACAUUUUAACCGGUUAAACAUGAAAAUAUUUUAUUAGUUAAUAAUAUUUACAAUGCGGUUAUUUUUGGUAGGCCGGUAAUAAAAUUGUAUCUAACCCAAAAAAAUAAGAAUGGAAGCAUUUCAGCAGUCUUAUAACCCCUGGUUUUGAGUGCGGGAAUGUUUUACUAUCCAAAAAAUAAGUAAAAACUAUAAAAAUAGAAACUAUUUUAACAUUUUUGGA
This is a messenger RNA of Cydia pomonella (codling moth), 6260 nucleotides long. RefSeq lists its product as uncharacterized. The coding region runs from base 1140 to 4679 and encodes 1179 amino acids. The record is from RefSeq and is a predicted model, not a curated record. NCBI's taxonomy places the organism in Eukaryota, Metazoa, Arthropoda, Insecta, Lepidoptera, Tortricidae. The transcript has a single exon.